AUGGACAACAAUCCUCCUCCUGCUGCUGAUCAUAAUGGAAAUGACCAGCACAAUGAUGAACAAGUUCCUCACCAUGUACCAAGACAAGCUCCUCUCAUUGGAGCUUAUGAUGCACCAAAUGUCAAUGGACACCAAACUGGUAUUAGAGCUCCACCAGUUGAGAACAAUCACUUUGAGAUCAAAGCCAGUCUUAUCAACAUGGUGCAAGGAUCAAAAUUUCAUGGUUUGGCAAUGGAAGACCCCCUUGAUCACUUGGAUCAAUUUGAUAGGUUUUGUGGAACUGUUAAGAUCAAUGAUAUCUCUGAAGAUGCCUUCAAGCUUCGCCUCUUCCCAUUCUCUCUUGGUGAUAAGGCUCACAUAUGGGAGAAGAAUCUACCUCACAACACCAUCACCUCUUGGGAUCAAUGUAAGAAGGCUUCCCUCUCCAAAUUCUUCUCUACUACAAGAACAUCAAGGUUAAGAAAUGAGAUAUCAAGCUUUGCUCAAAAGGGAAAUGAGAGUUUUUGUGAAGCAUGGGAAAGAUUCAAGGGGUACAUCUCUCAAUGUUCACAUCAUGGUUUCUCCAUGGAGUCACAAUUGAGUACACUCUAUAGAGGAGUUCUGCCUAAGUAUAGAAUGCUACUUGAUACAGCAAGCAAUGUGAACUUCUUGGGUCAAAAUGCUGCACAAGGAAUGUUGUUGGUUGAGAAUCUUGCUCAAAGUGAUGGGAACUAUGGAGAGGAUUAUGAUAGAACUCCAAGGGACUAUACUGAUAUGAAUGAGAAACAACGCAAGGAGAUCAAAGCAUUGAAUGACAAGAUGGAUAAGAUGAUUCUUGCCAAUCAAAAGAUAGUCCACUUUGUUACAGAGAGUGAUGUCUAUCAAGGAUAUCAAGAAGGUAUGGAUGCUUGUGUUGAGGGACAAGAAGAGGUCAACUAUGUAGGUGGCCAAGGGUAUAACAAGUUCAAUCCCAAUUACCACAACCACCCUAACCUCUCUUACCGCAGCACCAAUGUGGAUAACCCACAAGAUCAGAGUUAUCCACCACAAAAACCACCUGGUUUUCCUUCCCAACCCAACUAUCAUCCAAAACCUCAAGGGAAUUAUCAUCCAAAACCUCAAGGGAAUUACCAAGCCAAAUCUCAAAGCUAUUCCCAACCUCAACAACAAAUGAAUACACCACAUCCUCAAGGUCAAGUAGAUGACACAACUGCUCUACUUAGACAAAUCCUUGAAGGACAAGGAAGAGGUGCCAUUGAACUUGCCACACAAAUGAAGGCCAUGCACCACAAGGUUGAAAAUGUCUAUGGUGAGUUAAAUGCUAAGAUUGAGAGACUGCAAACACAAGUCCAAGGACAAGCUUCCUCAUCAUCAACAAGACAAAUGGGUUCAUUAGCAGGAAAACCUGAACCAAACCCAAAGGAAAUUAUCAAUGCAAUAAUGCUGAGAAGUGGUAAGCAACUACCUACUAAUGAGCUCAAUAGGGACUUUGAGACUAAAGGAGGGGAGGUAGUGGUUGAGAUUGAAGAUGAUGAUGAGUUGGUAGUGAAAUACUUAGGUAAAUACAAAGAAGCUGAUGAAGUUGUGGUUGACAAAGGCAAGAGUAAAGUGGUUGAGGAACCAAAGCAAGACAACACCAUUAAUGAAGUUUUCAAGAAGAGUAAAGAGAUUGCCAAGGAGACUCUAUUUGUGCCUCCACCUUAUGAGCCAAGACUACCAUUUCCUGGUAGAUUUAAGAAGCAACAAGUGGACAAGUAUAGAGCUAUGUUUGAUGCUCAAAUGAAAGAUGUUGCAAUCACAAUGCCAAUCAUUGAUGCAUUUUUGCUGAACCCAUCAUACAACAAGUUCCUCAAAGAUGCAGUAUUGGAAAAGAAGAAAGCUCUUCAAGGAAUGGUAAUCUUAACCCAUGAGUGUGGUGCUAUCAUUCAAAACAAGGUAGUAGCAAAGAAGCUUGAAGAUCCUGGUAGCUUCACUCUCCCUUGCACAUUGGGACCUCUAUCUUUUAGCCAUUGUUUAUGUGAUAUGGGGUCUAGUGUAAGCUUGAUGUCUCUAUCAGUUGCCAAAAGACUAGUUUCACUCACUACAAGAAGUGCAUGA
Camelina sativa (false flax) is the source of this 2076-nucleotide messenger RNA. Lineage: Eukaryota; Viridiplantae; Streptophyta; Magnoliopsida; Brassicales; Brassicaceae. The record is from RefSeq and is a predicted model, not a curated record.